AUGGCAGUCAUGAGUCCCGAGUUGCGCGCCGCUUCGUGGCUGCGGCUUGUCGUUCACCCCAGCACCGAGAGCCUUGGGGCGGUUGACACGCCCUAUUCUCCUCAAUCAGCGGCAGGCCAGGUCCAAUAUGACGAUUUGCUCACUCCUCUCGCGGCCCUCCUUCAAUGUCGCCUCGACGUCUUGAACGUCACAGAAAAGCUGGAGAAAGCAGAUAGCUGGGCUGUGUUGAACAGCUCGCAGACGCACUUCUCGCAGUUACGGGCAAGAUUCCGGACGUCGAUGAAAAGCAUGAGCGGGGGAGUCCUGUCUGGCAGUUUGAAAGUCAAAGUGGGAGACAUCCCGUUUGGAAAGGUGCAGUGGGAAAAUGCUUAUGCUGACUCGGACGGAGACCGGACCGCGACAGACGAAUCCGAGGACGAGUCAAUCGGGGAGCAAAGCGAUGAAGCGGACGACGACGACUAUGAGUCCGAUGUGGAUGGCGAUGAGAGUGCGCACAAAGCUGGAGAAGUGAGCGGACCCAGACUGCAGCGGAAUCGUCAGAUGCACGUCUUGCACAACAUGGUGACACUCUGCCGACUUGCCAGAAUGAUCGCCGGUGUAGAACAACGCAGCGCCGAGCUUCUGGCCAAGGGCCUGGAAGGCGCGACGUGUGCAGGAGACACGAGGGCGAGGGUUCUGGCUCAGCUGAAACAUGCGGGAGACGAAGCGCGAGCGAGUUGGGCGCGGGAAAUGCAGAGGGAAGUCGAGGUCGCGGAGCGAUAUCGAGUUGCGACGAUCCAAGUACUGCAAGAUGAGCUGCGGCGAUGA
Diplodia corticola is the source of this 807-nucleotide messenger RNA. RefSeq lists its product as uncharacterized. NCBI's taxonomy places the organism in Eukaryota, Fungi, Ascomycota, Dothideomycetes, Botryosphaeriales, Botryosphaeriaceae. The record is from RefSeq and is a predicted model, not a curated record. The transcript is spliced from 3 exons. Bases 1 to 807 code for a protein of 268 amino acids.